Messenger RNA from Terrapene triunguis (Three-toed box turtle), 3190 nucleotides. RefSeq names its product junctional sarcoplasmic reticulum protein 1 (gene JSRP1). The record is from RefSeq and is a predicted model, not a curated record. The transcript has 7 exons. NCBI's taxonomy places the organism in Eukaryota, Metazoa, Chordata, Testudines, Emydidae. The coding region runs from base 821 to 1924 and encodes 367 amino acids.
GGAUUCAGAGAGCACAGUGGAGGAAUGAGUUUGAAUAGCAGAGACUAUGCGUGUGAGCUGUAAUUGCCACAUUUGGCCUACGCAGUCGUCACAGUGUUAGUAUCUUAACUGCUACUUUGAGAGCUCAGAGAUCUGACCCAUGAAACCAAAUUCUGUUCUACUGGCUGAUGGAACCUGUUCUAUGACCAUUUUGACCAUCUACUCUGUUGACCCAAGCUGUCAGCUUAGGCUUCCUCGCUUUAUGAAGGCAGGGAUAUAUGAUGGGUGUGAAUGGGGGUCCACAAGGUCCCUAAUUCAGCUGUUGGAAUCCUGGAACAAUGGUGUCCGUGUGUAAGCACACGCUCCCUCCCAGCCCAGAAGUUCUGUCAGGUGUGGUACGGCAUAAAUGGACCAGGUACCAGCCAUUAGUGAGCGUGGGGCUUCAGGGUAUCCAUGAACCACAUCUAGUAUUGGCUCCUGGUUUGGAGCAGUAUCACACUCCUAGUCCGGUUGAGCAUGUACUGGAGUUGGGAGGCAGGAGCCGUCAGUGAACUGGCUGAGGAGAAGGAGAAAUUCCAGCCGGGCUCAAGUUCUGUCAUCACCUCCCUUAACGCUGUCUGAAAAAGGAGGUUUUCUGCAGAUUGAGCAGAGCAGCCGCAGCCCAGAACAGGAGAGGAAUCGAUGACUCAGCGCUGAACUGUUGAGACUAGAAAGGUGCUUCUGUUAAGUCAUCAAUUUCCCUUCCUGGUAGACAGCAGCCUCACUCUCCUAUUUGCACAAAGCUUCCUGCUCCAGCAGCAUCAGCCCAGCUUGGGCAGAGGCAAGGCUCCCUGGAAGUGACAUGGCAACAGGCACCUGUGAGGUAUUGGAGAGAGACCUGGAGUGUCCUGAGGCCAUAGAAGAGCUGCCAGUGCGGGCAGAGAGAAUUCCAAGGCUCUCGAGGGAGGACGUGAGAAAAGAUGCUGAAGUGCUACAAAGCGAAGAGGAGGUAAACAGUAGCUCACUUGGGAUAGAGAAGGAGGAGAGGAACACGCUGCACGUCAUCGAGAAAGAUCUAGAUGAGUUUGUGGAAAGCAUAACGGACACACCAGUCGUCACGGAGAAGACCGUGACGAGGGUAGAAAGGGUGGAGGAGACAGCCAGCUCUGCUUCGCCACAAGUUCCCAAGACCCUUCCAGUGAAAAGGCAGGCCGAGCCCCGCACCAUCGGCCCCAUGAAGGAGGAGGUCCCCUGGGAGGGGCUUACCCUCAACAAGUGCAUUCUCAUUGCCUCCUUUGUCGCUCUGCUAAGCAUGGGCUUCCAGGUCUUCCAAGAUGUCAUCGACGUAGACGAGGUUCCCGAAGCAGAGCCCAGCCUGUGGGCCCAGCCUGCGCGCAGCCUUCCCGAGGAUGGUGCCGGCAAGAGGGGAGAGCUGUGGUUUUUCAAGAGCUGGUUGAGCUGGUUGGAGCCGGAAGAAGCAGAAGAUCCUGAAGCCAAGGUGGAAGGAAUGCAGCAGGACUCCCCAGGCAGGGCAGAGCCGAGAAGGGGCCAGAAGCCGAGCGCGCUGGAGAAGGAGGUAGAGAAGCCCAGAGAGAGUGUGGUGGCUCAGCCGGAGAGAGGCGUCAAGGAGAUGAAGCCCAAGGACAGGCCCCCAGAGGGCCAGGCCAGCAAAAUGCACAGGGCGCCCCCAGCAGGCUCUGAGCAGGAGGAGGAGGAGGAGGAGGGGCAGCAGCGCAGCAGCAAGAGAGCCCGUGGGGAGGGGAAGGAGGGCAAGCGGAGGGAGGGGAAGGAGCGGCCCAGGCGGGACGAGGGGAAGGGCCGCCACCCCAAGCCCGACUCACCACCCCAAGGGCCAGGCCGCAAGGAGCACCGGCAUGACGAAAGCGGGAAGCGGGACUCUAAGCAGCACAAGGGCCGGAAGCCGUGGGAGCAGCACAAGUUCAAGGAAAGCAAGAGGCAUGACUGAGAACCUGCCCCCUCGCGUCUGAAUAUUCUUGAGCAACGGGGUUGAACAACACUAAAUCUGGGGGCACCCAAAUUCCCUGCCCCCCAAGGCUCCAGCCUGAAGGCAGCACGUAAUCAGCCCAGCACCAGCCUUUCCUGUCAUCCCCGAGAGCCGCGCUCACGUGUGAGAUUUGCUGGCCAUUGUUUUCUCCUCCAUAGACAUCGCUUGUUUGCUGAGUUCCCCAGGAAUUACAUACACCUGCCAUUGAUAACCCUGCCUGUGGUUACAGAGAAGCAGCGUGGUUUUGUGGUUAGAGCCACAGACUGGGCGGUGGGAGACCUGAGUUCUGGUCCCAGCUCUACCACUGACUUGCUGGGUGGGGCUGGGCAAGUCAUGUCACUUCUUUGUGCCUUGUGUUUCCCCAGCUGUAAAAUGGGGAUGAUGAUACUUCGCUAUGGCCCAGGGGUUGCUGUGAGUGCAGGUGAGAAGCUUUGAGAUCCCUGCAUCAGUGCUGUGUAUCGCUGCUGGAGUGGGAGCGCGGCCGGUGCUGUCGUGGGCCUUAGGUGCAAAUUUGGACUCCCCUGAGUUCGAUGCUUAAAGGAGAGCUGAAAAGGGGGGAUGAGUUUGUCCUUUCUUGCUUCAUGGGCGGUCCCCCAGCCCCACCAGAAAUAUUUUUCUGCUUGUUUUUUUGACCUUACAAAUAAUCAGACUGUCCAGGUAUUGCUGGAGGACUCUUUGGAGGUUUUGCAUGUACAAAGAGCUCUCUCAGGGUCCACAGAUGUCAGUUUUUCACCUGGAGAGCUUUUCUCCCAACUGUUUGUCAGACAUCUGAAUUAAAUUGGUGUUAACAAAACCAAACCAGAAGACAAAGGUUCUAACAGCCUGAAUAGAAAUCCCAUUCCCUGCCAAUGAUUCAGGUUUCAGACCCCCAUGGUGCCCACAAUGCUACAAUCCUACUCGUUUUCCAGUCAUCCCUAGAGACUUUAAGGAAAGCUGAAGGUCUAAUGGCAAAGCCAAGCAGGUGGGUGCUGGGGUGGGGGAAACCUUCUAGUUUUCCUUCUAAGACAGGAGCAAAAAAGGCACCACCCCCUAUUUUCCGGUGCGUCCCCGUUCAGUGGCAGUUUGAAUGGCUAGAAACACAAGCGAAGUGCGCUGUUUUUCAAUGCUUUAAUAAGAACAGAAGCAGCAUUGCAGCCCCAAACAGCUGAGGUAAAUAGUUUAUUCUGACCUCUACCGAGUUAGCAAAAAUGUCCUUUUUAACAGUGUAUUAAACUGAAUGGUUUCAAA